AUGGGUUCGUAUCCCGUUACAGAGAAGGAAGCUGAGCGUGAGAAGACUCGUCCAGUUCCGAUUCCGAAGACUUCGAGAAACGUGGAUGCAUUGAUGUCGUGUUCGAUCCAACGUGAUCAACCUCCCACCUCGCAUUUGCCGUCAGAUACAACAUCUCGAAACGAAGUCAGCAACGAAGCCUCGGUUGCGCCGUCCUCUCAUAUUCCCAGUUCAAUUGAGGCAAUACCGGUGUCCUGCACUCCUGAAGAUGUGGCAUUUGAAGUGCUGGAUUCAGAUUGUGAUGACACUGAAACUGAAAUUUGUUUCGUUGACGAUGACGAAGAAUUGGAACGUGCGAAGGCGUCUACAAGAGCGGAAGAAGAUGAAGAGCUGGAUGACAACAGAGACAACAGCGAUGAUGAUUCGGACGCGCCUGUUGCACCACUCCAGAACGAGGAUCUGGAACACGUUGAGUUGUCCACUGGUGUUGGAGAUGGCGGGCACGUGCGUCGCAGUUGGAACGUUCUGGAGAAAGAAGACAUGGUGGGGUUUGCGAAGAGCGAAUCCAACAUGAGCGAUCUGCGAUCUGAUGGAUGGAUACUCGAGGACUUUCCUCCUGAUUCUCGAUAUCCAGGUCUUUACGCUCGAAGUUACGGACCCACGGAUGAAGUCAUCGCUCUAGCGGAUUCACCGCUGCAAUUGUUCCUGUUCUUUAUGCCGAAAGACCUCAUGUUCGAGAAUCAAAGAACACCAGGCAAGACAUCCAAGGAGGACUUUAUGGAUAGAGAGUCGAGGAAAGAUGAUAUUCAGCCUCACGAGAUCAUCCAUGUGCUGGGUUUGUUGAUGGCUCGAAUGCUGAACCCGCAUCGUCGCCGCUUUCGCGACCAUUGGUGCACAAAGUCUGUUGGGGCCGUACCGCGAGGAACUUUCAAUGGCUACAUGCCUCGACACCGCUUCGAACAUGUCAUGGCCAACAUCCAUUUAACAAACAACGCAGACACACGUGUUUCCAGCGACCGAGCCUGGAAAAUACGGUCGGUCGUGGACACAUUGCAGGAAAUCUUCCCCCGGGGAUACAGUACACCACCCGUAAUCUCUUUUGACGAAGGGAUUAUUCCAUCUCGGAAUCGCAGCAAUUCUACGCGGCAUUACUUGAGGGCGAAGCCGCACAAGUGGGGAACGAAGUUGUUCCUAACAUGCUGCGCGGAAACUGCAUACUGUAUCCGACUUGAAGUAUACUGCGGAAAAGCCCAACAUACUGAAGAAUGUGGAAAUGUUCCUGAAAGCGUACGCUAUGCUGAUCCAAAUACAGGUCCAUCGGCUGUGAUUCGAAACCUGGAAGCCGUGCUGCCUGCUCCACAAGACAGCGUGCACCAUUUGGACGUGACAGACAGGUUCUAUACUUCGGUCCAGCUCGCACUUCAGCUACUCCGACGCAACGUGUACAGUAUUGGGACGAUACAAGCUGAUAGAGCUCCAGCCGAGCAAUGGAAACAUGCAUGCGACGUACCAAACAAAGCAGAGGAAGGCGAACUGCGGUCCCUUGCCCAUCCAUGGUGCGCGAUUAUCAUCGGUGGAUGGGCGGGGUUGACAUUCACGACCAACUGCGUCUCCAGAGAUACUCGCUGCAACUCCAAACAUGUGUUCAGGGAAGGGCAGAAGAGAUUUGAUGCGAGGCCAGUGUCUCAUGCUGAGUCCAUGCUUGAACUCCACGCCGAAAUUAUGCAAAUGACCGAAGCCGACUUCUCCGAUCGGGAAACACCUGAUCCCGAGACCACCGUCGAACUUACUCCACAGUCGACUGCACACGAGCCGCUGGAAUCCCCCGACUACCAAGUUGUCAAUGGCGUGCUCAAGCGACGGGAGCGCCAAUGCAAGCAAAUCGGAGUAAGCUCAUAUGGAAACAUAAUUCCGGCAGCAAAACGACCUGCUUUCAGAUUUGGCACUACAAAUGGAAAAAUCGAAUUAAGCGGCCGCAGCGCGGCUGCGGCCGCGAUAUCCAGAACAGGGAAGCAGGAAGAGGGCGUCCGGGUGGCACAACUGAAAAACGGAAGCGACGCAACGACUAGAGGGACGGGGAACACUAAGAAGAUUCGGACGAAGGAGUUGUCCAAGGUGAUGAUGCAGCUGCUGAUGGGGACGCGGGCCGAGUCUUUGGAGACUCUUAUUAACCUGUCAACGGCUGAGAUCAACGAGGUCUGCCGGGAGGUUAAGCACCUCAAGCAAACCGUCAUUGACGCCAUGGACAAGCAGAUCGAGAGGGAGUACGGGGUCUUCAAGGCGACAGUUAGUGCCAACACCAGAGACACCACGGUGUUUAAUCUGCUACAACAUCAUAAUUCCAAAUACUACAUGUGA
Phytophthora nicotianae INRA-310 is the source of this 2337-nucleotide messenger RNA. RefSeq lists its product as hypothetical. NCBI's taxonomy places the organism in Eukaryota, Oomycota, Peronosporomycetes, Peronosporales, Peronosporaceae. The transcript is spliced from 13 exons. The record is from RefSeq and is a predicted model, not a curated record. Bases 1 to 2337 code for a protein of 778 amino acids.